Messenger RNA from Ostrinia nubilalis (European corn borer), 2241 nucleotides. RefSeq lists its product as uncharacterized. The record is from RefSeq and is a predicted model, not a curated record. Bases 1418 to 2152 code for a protein of 244 amino acids. The transcript has 4 exons. Lineage: Eukaryota; Metazoa; Arthropoda; Insecta; Lepidoptera; Crambidae.
UCAAAAUAACUGUUAAUUUUAUUAUAUCGCUCAUAACUGAAAUCUCGAAUAUUUUCUGAAUAACUUAGAAAUAAUAUUAAGCUAAAUGUUAACAUAUAACUGAGUAGAUUAAAUAUCAAAUUAAAAAUACAUAAGUACCUAUCGCAUCUGAUUUAUGUAGUUUGUUAUGUUAAAUUGUUUAAUUAAGUAUUUAAAUGUUAUUCUGAACUUUGUUACGUCUUGUUUGAAUAGUGUAAUUGGUACUACCGUUCUAUGAAUAAAUAAAUAUCUUAAACCAACUAUCUCCAAAAUUUUCAAAAUUAAUGUAAUUUAAUUUUCUAAAACAUACAGUGGAAUAUUUUUCAUUCGGAUAUUGCAUCAUGGUCACGUCGUCAACGUGGCCGCAGGUCCGAAGUGCGUUUCUGUAAAAAUGCUUGCGCGCACUGCAACAGGGCUGCCACGAGUUCCGCACGGUUCGCGACUGUGUAAUUAUGGAUGCAUCACCUAUAUUAGAAUCAUUUAGUCUAGUUUCACUGUAACAAUAUUAUUAACAAUGAUCGUUAUUAUUAGCCAUUUUAUAAUUAUAUUUGAUUAAAAUAUUUUUAUUGUAUAAGUAUCUCAAAUCAAACAUAAUAUUCAUAUGAUUUCCACUUCAAUUCCGAUAAUGAUAUUUAAAAUAUUAGUAAGUAUCUCUGAGUAUUUUUUAUAUACAUUAAUCUUGUGAUAUUUUUCUAAAUAACUUUUGAUGCACGUUGCAAUCAUUUUCAAAUACAUAAUAAUGUAUAUGUUGUCUUAUUAUGUUUUAAAUCAUAAUUAUAGCGACGAUUAAUAAAAAAUAGUACUUUGUUAUAUACAUAAGUGCCACUUGUGGUCUAAACUGAAAAAAUAUUUUUGAUUCUGAUUUUUGAUACCCUCAAGUGCUACGCGGCGGCUUUUCAAACGAAAUAUUUAUAUUAUGUGUGUUUUAAAUAUCAUAUGAAUGAAUCAUAUGAAUAAUCAUGGUGUUUCUUAACAAAACAUUUUUGUCAACCCUAACACAUUUUGCGGAUCUCUGCAAUAAUUUUCAAAUAAAUUGGAAUCGAUUCGACCCGAACUUCAUUCUGUGCUUCAUCUACUGCUUCGUGCAUCAGAAGAACCGUCAACCAACAAGGAACCGCUCCCCAGUGCUCGAGACCUAGUGCUCCAGACCUAGUGCUCCAGACCUAGUGCUCCAAACCCAGUGCUCCAGGCCCAGCGCUCCAAGUAUUCCGAGUGAGUUUCUAUCAUCUAACAAACACAAUGUGAGUACUCAUGACUAUCUUCUAGUCUUCACUAAACUUCUAGAACUUAGAAUUUUUCUGAGACCUCUCGUCAUCAGCGACGACCACUUUAAAUAAAUAUGGAACUGUACUUAUUAAUUUGAUUCGAUGUUUGUAAAGUUAAAGUUUUCUAGUUACUAAUGAAUUUACUAAGGAUUACCUGCGGAUUCAACCGCGAAAUAAUUCAGUUCGUCUUACACAUUACUUAUAUUUAUAAACUAAUUAUUUUCAGGUCUGACUCCGAGUACGAAUCUGCAAUUGUCGAGAGUCGCAUCUCAAAGUCAGAGAGGAGGAACCCAGCUCUUAUUAUAAGAUCUGACUCCGAAGCUGAAAACGGGACUAGACGAGAUCAGGCAAAAACAUCUAAGAAGAAGUCCAACAAUCGAGCCCCGUCAAAGUCUGAUUCAGAAGACGAUCAGCCUUCCAAGCGUAGCAAGGCUAAGACAACCAAGAGGAAGUCGACAACAUCACGAUCUUCAAAAACCGCUACGCCAAAGAGACGGAACACCAAAAAAGAAGAGGAUCUGUUCGGGCUGGUCUCUGAAGACGAGGAAGACGCAGCUCACGCAAACGCGUCUCGCCGAGCGCCGUCGAGCCAGCUGCCGAGCUCCAUCAGCAGCAAGGUCGCGGACGGGUCGGUGCUGCGGCGCGCGCAGCUGAGCGGCCGCUACUACGCCGAGCUGCGCCUCUACUCCACGCGGGACGCGCUCGACACCCGCCCCGAGACCCGCUACACCAAGGCGCUCGUCACUUUGAAGCUCCAGCUCGACCCGGACCAGCCCGAGUGGGACUUGCUUCAAAAGUUCCUCAGGAGAGCCAAGACGACGUACUUUGCGGAUAGCGUGCCGGUGUUUUAUAAUAAUAAGAUUAACUGAAUUGUAAAUAAAAAUAUACAUAUUAAUUAAGUCUAAUUUACUUACUUAUAAUUUACGUAGGUACUUAAUAAUAAAUGAAUUAAAACCUA